GUUUUACACAUAAUAAACGAAGUACUCGAACCAGUACGCUCGAAUUCCGCAGAAAUGCCAAUCUACAGCCCGAACGCCUUCGAGUUCCUGAAUCAAAGUGAGAAUCUCGAUUUGGGCGUCCAUCGUGUUCGCAUCUUCCGACAGCGGAUUGUGAAGGAAAAGAAGGAAGAAAUCUUCAAGGCGGACGGACGUUACACCUUUCUUAUCCCCGUUGAGGAGGGUUUUCAGCCAUCACCGAGGCCGGAAAAGGUUGACCGCGUGGUAAUUGAUGGCCACGUGAUACCCAACCACGUCCUCUUCACAAUUCCGACACCUGAUAAAGUACCCUACGAGACUCUUGCGUUCACUGAUAACGUCAAGGUUACAGUUAGCUUCCUCAAGGAAAAUGAUAAAGUUUACGUCAAAUCCAAUACAAUUAUGGGCGACGCGGGUCAUCCGGCUGGAGUCGUGUUAGCAGAAAUAAUUAAAGCGAAUAUUCCAGUGCGCAACGGCGUUGUCCACUUGAUUCAACGACCUCUUAUGGUCGUCGACACCACGGUGAAGGACUUCCUCGAGGUCAGUGCUUAA
This is a messenger RNA of Habropoda laboriosa, 567 nucleotides long. Its product is annotated as fasciclin-1-like. The record is from RefSeq and is a predicted model, not a curated record. The transcript has 4 exons. The annotation marks the transcript as partial. NCBI's taxonomy places the organism in Eukaryota, Metazoa, Arthropoda, Insecta, Hymenoptera, Apidae.